Candidozyma haemuli is the source of this 333-nucleotide messenger RNA. RefSeq lists its product as uncharacterized. The coding region runs from base 1 to 333 and encodes 110 amino acids. The record is from RefSeq and is a predicted model, not a curated record. The transcript has a single exon. NCBI's taxonomy places the organism in Eukaryota, Fungi, Ascomycota, Pichiomycetes, Serinales, Metschnikowiaceae.
AUGCCGUUGAUUCCAAUAGAUAUCAGAGAGUACGCCAGCACGCCGUCUCUGUCGUCACAGAAACUCUCCAAGGUAGUCUUGGGCCUUAUAAUUGCCGGAGCAUCGAUUGUCGGGAUUGGCAUUCUAGCCACCAUUAUCAUGUGUUGUAAACGUCCAGGGCUCUUUUCCGACCUCAAUUACGGUUUACAUGGUAUCACCAUCUCGAGGCCCAAGUACCCCAGCCAGGCCCCACCCAGACCGUCUUCUAGAGGAGUAAUCAGAGGGCCUGAUGGAGUAGUCAGAGGGCCUGACGGAGUAGUCAGAGAACCUCCACCAGCAUACUCGCCAGUAUAA